AUGAUGAUGAUAAUUAACGAUUUUCCCGACCCUAAUCUGUCUUACAUUCUUGCUGUUCAACCUGAUUCCUUAACAGCCAUUAGUGUCGUUGAAAUAUUCGCUAAAGCUAUGAACCAAGAAGAAAUUAGAAUCAACAUUUGUGCAAAAAAGGAAGAAGUGUUUUUGAUGAAUUCAGAUUUGAUAUCGCAACGAGUCUGCAACCAUCUCACUUUAAAUCUGAAAUUACAUUCCGAUUAUCUCGAAAGCAAAGAUUUUAAAUUUUCAAUGACAGGUUUAAAUCUCGCGUUGAAAAGUGAAAUAUUGGCAGAACAAUUUUAUGAAAGUCAGUCGUAA
Molecule: messenger RNA, 333 nt
Organism: Clunio marinus
Lineage: Eukaryota; Metazoa; Arthropoda; Insecta; Diptera; Chironomidae
Source: the annotation of a GenBank genome assembly